This is a messenger RNA of Coffea eugenioides, 539 nucleotides long. RefSeq names its product transcription initiation factor TFIID subunit 7-like. Bases 102 to 470 code for a protein of 122 amino acids. The transcript is spliced from 2 exons. Lineage: Eukaryota; Viridiplantae; Streptophyta; Magnoliopsida; Gentianales; Rubiaceae. The record is from RefSeq and is a predicted model, not a curated record.
GAAAGAAAGAAAUAAAGAAGAAAAGCAUUUGGGAUUUCUCUCUCAGCCCUCUCCAACUCGCCUAGCUUCCCCUCUUGCUGCCCGUCGUCGAGAAAUCAAUCAUGGGAGGCUGUGCGAGCAAACCCAAGGAUUUGGACACCCAGGAGGCACCUGCUCCGGUCGAGAAACCUAUCGACACCACCGAGAAGGCUGAGAAGACCACCGAGACAAAAACCCAAGAGCCUCUGGUAGAUCUUUCUGAGGCCCCCAAAGUUGAGGAAGCGGCUGCAGAAUCAACAAAGCCCGAAGAAGCUGCUUCUCAGGAGGAGGAGGAGAAGGAGACGGAGAAGGAGAAGGAGACGGAGAAGGAGGCCGAGGCCGCUGAAUCAUCAGAAGCCACUUCUUCUGCUCAAGAGAUCAACAAGGCUGAGGAGCCACAAGAAAAGGAAGACAAGAAAGAUGAGGCUGCCCCUAAACCCCAGGACAACUGAUCACGCAUCUUUCUAGUUAGCGUGCCAGGAAUUACCAGAUAGGGUUUGUUUGUAUCGGGUGGACGUGAA